CAAUUAUUGAGGAAGAAAAUUUUAUAAAAGAAAAACUGGAGGUAGAGAAAAAAAAGGGGAAAAGACAGAAAGUGCACUUCAGAAGAAGCCAGUUUGGCUUGUGCUUUGGUCUCUUGUACGUGCCAUCUUCAAACACAUCCUUUUCCUCAUCCGCAUUCCAAUCUCUUCUCUCUCUCUUUCUCUCUUUCUAUCUCUCUCCCUUCACACACUCACAAACUCAAACUUCCUCAAGUAGGUCAUGCUUCAUCUUUCGUGUUUGAUGCUUGCUGCUUGAUGCUUCAUGCUUUUCAUGUUAGAUGCUACUUACCAACAACAACUUCUCAAGGCAAAGGCAAUCCUUCUCGGGAUCCAUUCACCUUUCUCAGCUUUUUCCUCUUUCUCUCUCUCUUUCACUCUUGGUGGUUUUCUCAAGAAUUUCUUAAAAGUUUGAAGAAUAGAGAAAGCUAUAUAAGUUUCUGGUGGUGGAAGAAAACAUGUCUAAUUUGACUUCUGCAUCGAGUGAAAUAAGUGCUUCUUCAGGAAUCAGAAAUGACAAUGGUUUUUUCCAUGCUCACCAAUACUCCUCUACUUCAAUAAAUCAAGAACCACAACCAAAAAAGAAGAGAAGUCUUCCAGGCCAUCCAGACCCUGAUGCAGAAGUGAUAGCAUUGACUCCAGAGACCCUAUUGGCAACAAACAGGUUUGUGUGUGAGAUUUGUCAGAAAGGGUUUCAAAGGGAUCAGAAUCUGCAGCUUCACAGAAGAGGGCACAAUCUGCCAUGGAAGCUAAAGAAGAAGAACAGCAAAGAGGUGAGAAAGAAAGUGUAUGUUUGUCCAGAGGCAACAUGUGUUCACCAUGACCCUUCGAGGGCCCUUGGGGACCUCACUGGAAUCAAGAAGCACUUUUUCAGGAAGCAUGGAGAGAAGAAAUGGAAGUGUGAGAAGUGCUCCAAACGCUAUGCAGUUCAAUCUGAUUGGAAAGCUCACUCCAAAAUCUGUGGCACCAGGGAAUACAAAUGUGACUGUGGUACCCUUUUCUCUAGAAGAGACAGCUUUAUCACUCACAGAGCCUUCUGUGAUGCCUUAGCACAAGAAAGUGGAAGAGCAGUGAACCCUCACUCUCUAUUAUCAUCUCAGUCCCAAUUUCGAAGCCAUGGGCUUCAACUUGAAGCAGCAACAUCACUGGUGAUGAAAAGAGAACAAGAUUUCAACCUAUUAGGUCAAGAAAUUCCAUCAUGGUUAUCUUCUCCAACAGUGUUGGAAGAAUCAAUGCACAGUCAAACACUGAGAACCACCUUAGACUUCACAACACCACAGUUGUUUCCCACACAUGCGAACCACUCAUUGUUCCACCAUGAUCAAAACCCUAGCCCUACUACUACUACUUCUACAACAACAGCUUCAACACCCACUUUUCUUCCUUCUUUGAGUUCCUUCCAUUAUUCCACCACUUCUCCUCACAUGUCAGCCACUGCUUUGUUGCAAAAAGCCUCACAGAUUGGCGUAACAGUGAGUGCAGCACCUUCACAAGCGAUGAUAGUGAGACCCCACUUGUUUCUGCAGCAGGUUCACGUGCCUGAAUGUACAACAACAACUACUACUACAACAGGGUAUAAUAAUAUGGCUUCAUCUUCACCCGUUUCUGGAAUGCUUAUGGCUAUACCUUCACGUGAACAAAUAGGGACUCAUGGAUUUGCUCGUGGCUUGGCAUCUUGAGGGAAUAAAGCUGCAAUGCUCUCUGAUUACUUGGAAGAAGGUGCUGCUGCCAAGUUGCAGAAGCUAGCUAGUGCUGAAUAAUGCUGAUAUAUAUAUAUAUAUAUAUCAUCAAGCAUCUUCUCUCUUUUCCAUGAUAUGAUUGAUGGCUACGAGAUAGUAUAAUUGUACUACUGUGUCCUCUGCUAUUAGAGGCAUGUCUAUUGCACCAACAGAUAAUGUGUGUUAACUUUCAGGAACUUGUUUCAAAACCAACAGAAUAUCCCAGUUUGCUUAUAAAAACAAAAAGGGUACUGCACUAGCCACUACCUUCCAACCAGUCUUCUGAAUUGUAAUUCUUUAUCUACAUCAUUUCAUCACUUCAUACAUUGCAGAAAAUUGCGAACAAAAAUGAUGUUCAAAUGAGUUUUGUUGAGACUUAAUGGAGCAUUUUC
Messenger RNA from Vigna umbellata (rice bean), 2125 nucleotides. Its product is annotated as protein indeterminate-domain 7-like. NCBI's taxonomy places the organism in Eukaryota, Viridiplantae, Streptophyta, Magnoliopsida, Fabales, Fabaceae. Gene Ontology annotation, molecular function: DNA-binding transcription factor activity. The record is from RefSeq and is a predicted model, not a curated record. Gene Ontology annotation, cellular component: nucleus.